UUGAGGUCUAUAUUCACCACUCUCUAAUCUCUAUACAUUGCUAGCUAACACAAAUUUUCUUUUUCCAACCAUGUCACUAAAAAUAGCUGCAGACAAUUUCCCACCAUUGCUGGUCGGCGAGACGGAGAAUUUUGUGGUGGUGAGAGAGUAUGAUGAAGGUAGAGACAAGGUGGCUGUAGAGGAAAUGGAAAAGAGGUGUGAGAUUGGCCAAAGGGGAAAGCCUUCACUUGUUACUGAUCUUAUGGGCGAUCCGAUUUGUCGGAUUCGCCAUUUUCCAUCUCAUGUUAUGCUUGUUGCUGAAUCCGGUGAAGGAGGAGAGAUGGCAGGGGUAAUAAGAGCCUGUAUAAAAACCGUGACAAGAGGAAGUUCAGGUUAUGUAAAGCUGGCUUAUAUUCUGGGAUUAAGGGUUUCUCCUUCUCACAGGAGGCUUGGCAUUGGCAUAAAAUUGGUUCAAGAAAUAGAAAACAGGUGUAAGCAACAAGGUGCAGAGUAUUCAUACAUGGCUACAGAUUGCACCAAUGAAUCUUCCAUCAAUUUGUUCACAAGAAAAUGUUGUUACACAAAAUUUAGGACUCUUACCAUGCUAGUGCAGCCGGUUCACGCGCAUUACAAGCCAUUAGGCUCCGGCAAUGCAACAAUCCGACUCACACCAAAACUCGCAGAAACAAUUUACUCUCGAGUGUUUGUCGAUGCAGAAUUCUUCGCUAAAGAUAUUGGCACAAUUUUGUCUAGUAAGCUCAAUUUGGGCACAUUCAUGGCUGUGCCCAAGAAUUGUCUCCCUCAAUGGGAUCCGAAAACAGGAAUCCUGCCCUCAAAUUUCGCCAUACUAAGCGUAUGGAACACUAAAGAAGUGUUCAAAUUACAAGUCAAGGGAGUGUCUAAAUUAACGCAUGCAUGUUGCACAGGCUCUAGGUUGUUAGAUGCUUGGAUGCCAUGGCUAAGGCUGCCUUCAUUUCCUGACGUAUUUAGACAAUUCGGUGUUUAUUUCUUGUACGGGCUACACAUGGAGGGUAAAAAUGCACCGCGGCUCAUGAAGUCUCUAUGUGCAUUUGCACAUAAUAUGGCUAGAGAUGAUGAUGGGUGUGGGGCCGUGGUGGCUGAGGUGGGCCAGAGGGACCCUGUUAGGGAGGUGAUCCCUCACUGGAGGAAAUUCUCAUGGGCUGAAGAUUUGUGGUGCAUCAAGAAGCUUGCUGAUGAAAAACCAGAUGUUGAUAGAGAAUCUGAGACGCCGGAUUGGAUGAAACGUGGAUCUUCUUCACCGGUCAUUUUUGUUGACCCACGGGAUAGUUGACCGCCGCAUGCCAUCGUCAACACAUACAUAGAAUAAAAGUAUAAAAAGGAAAAAUAAGUAUCUUCUUGUUCUAUAGAUUUUUCUUCAACCCUCAAAGUAUGUCUGUCAAGGUUGACGUUUUUAAGUCAUUUGAACUCAGUUGCAAGGCUUUGAUCCAUCCUGUUUCAUGGGCAACGAACGGCGGGGGUCUCCUCUCUCCACCAACUGUAGCGAAGACGGUACUCCGCCUAACAUUGAAGAUGGCAGCGGGAUCGAGUACGAAUGCUUUUAUUAUAUGUGAGCAUGGCAUUUAGGGUUUUAUUUUAUGGUUGGGUUCCGGAGCGUAGCGCUUGUGGGUUCUUUAUUGUUUAAUUUGCGAUGGAGAUCAGCAUGCUUUCAUUUCUUGAAGUAUCUU
Populus nigra (black poplar) is the source of this 1685-nucleotide messenger RNA. RefSeq names its product probable N-acetyltransferase HLS1. Gene Ontology annotation, molecular function: acyltransferase activity, transferring groups other than amino-acyl groups. The transcript is spliced from 3 exons. Bases 71 to 1291 code for a protein of 406 amino acids. Lineage: Eukaryota; Viridiplantae; Streptophyta; Magnoliopsida; Malpighiales; Salicaceae. The record is from RefSeq and is a predicted model, not a curated record.